GGAAAAAAGGUUUUCUAGUCUGUCAAGUCGCUGGAGAACGAGGAACGAGAGGGCUUUCUUCUGAUUAGGAGUGCGUGUGCAGGAGAUGGAUCACCAAUACAAUGGGGGGAGUUGGAUGAUGAUCCCAAAUCAGAACCCUCUCAAUCAGGAUUUCCACACUCUCCAACCUCAGUACCCGCCGCCGCCGCUACUGUCGCAGCCUCAACAGCAGCCCCAGCCCCAGCAGCAGCAGCAGCACCAUCACCACCCGUCCUUGGCUUCUCACUUCCAUCUCCUCUCCUUGGUGGAAAGGUUAGCCGAUGCAAUUGAUAGCGGAAGUCGUGAUCAACAAUAUGAGGCUCUGGUUACUGAAUUGACCAAUCAAUUUAAAAGGUGUCAGCAACUUUUAGAUUCUAUUUCAGAAACCAUCAGUACAAAGUCUUUGACAGUUGAGGGACAGAAGCGUAGGCUGGAAGAGACUAUGCAACAACUGAACCAGAGGAGGGAUCUAGUUGUCAAGUACAGAAGUCAUGUAGAAGAACUGGUUAAGCCAGAGAGGAACAGAUAGUACACGUUUCUUUUUACAUGUGAUAUAAGAAAACUGUAUGCAUGCUUGACUUUGGGUUUAGUUUUCACAGAGGAUGGUUGCUAACUUCUUCUAAGUUCAAAUGCACUUUAAAGUGACACUAGUUGAAUUA
Molecule: messenger RNA, 677 nt
Organism: Musa acuminata AAA Group (dessert banana)
Lineage: Eukaryota; Viridiplantae; Streptophyta; Magnoliopsida; Zingiberales; Musaceae
Product: mediator of RNA polymerase II transcription subunit 9-like
Exons: 5
Coding region: 86-547 (153 amino acids)
Cellular component (GO): mediator complex
Source: RefSeq, a predicted model, not a curated record